This is a messenger RNA of Cebus imitator (Panamanian white-faced capuchin), 549 nucleotides long. RefSeq names its product alpha-ketoglutarate-dependent dioxygenase alkB homolog 7, mitochondrial-like. The record is from RefSeq and is a predicted model, not a curated record. The coding region runs from base 16 to 495 and encodes 159 amino acids. The transcript has a single exon. Gene Ontology annotation, cellular component: mitochondrial matrix. Lineage: Eukaryota; Metazoa; Chordata; Mammalia; Primates; Cebidae. Gene Ontology annotation, biological process: DNA damage response; fatty acid metabolic process.
CACACCUGGCUCCCCAUGGCAGGUGAGUUAUCACUGCUCCCACUGCUCCCAGAACCAUUCCUGGAUGACUCUCCAACCCUCUGGCUGAUGUACCUGCCCCUGCUUGCCCUGUGCAAAGUGCUCGCCCUGUGCAAGGUGCUCUCCUCCGUGCACGUGCUGGACCUGGAAGCUCGGGGCUACAUCAAGCCCCACGUGGACAGCGUCAAGUUCUGCGGGGCCACCAUCGCUGGCCUGUCUCUCCUGUCUCCCAGCGUUAUGCGACUAGUGCACACCCAGGAGCCGGGGGAGUGGCUGGAACUCUUGCUGGAGCCAGGCUCCCUCUACAUCCUUAGGGGUUCAGCCUGUUAUGACUUCUCCCAUGAGAUCCUUCGGGAGGAAGAAUCCUUCUUUGGGGAGCGUCGGAUUCCCCGGGGCUGGCAAAUCUCUGUGAUCUGCCGCUCCCUCCCUGAGGGCAUGGGGACAGGGGAAUCUGGACAGUCGCCCCCAGCCUGCUGACCCCUAGCUUUCUAGACACCGGAUUUGUGAAUAAAGCUGGGAAUGGACAACCCA